Molecule: messenger RNA, 2065 nt
Organism: Protopterus annectens (West African lungfish)
Lineage: Eukaryota; Metazoa; Chordata; Ceratodontiformes; Protopteridae
Gene: CSTPP1
Product: chromosome chr9.part0 C11orf49 homolog
Exons: 8
Coding region: 154-918 (254 amino acids)
Source: RefSeq, a predicted model, not a curated record
GUGCAUUAAACACCUUGUUUGGGGAUAGAACUUGGAGCCCUCUGCUCUUACUGGCUUCAGUGUUUUACCUCUGUGCGACAUGGCACUCAUAUCCUUUUCAGAGAAUUCAGCUUCAUCCAAGCAACCCUCCACAACCGAGCUUCGUUUCUACGCAUGUUCUGGAAGUCCUUUCGUUACAUCGGCAAAAAUGGAGAUCUGCUGGCAGUGAAAGAAUACCACGCACUUCUUAAGCUUCUCUCUCCAGAUUUUCCACUGGACCUCACCCAGAAGGCAGCCAGGAUUGUGCUGAUGGAUGAUGCUAUGGAUUGCCUGAUGUCUUUUUCUGACUUCAUUUAUGCCUUUCAGAUUCAGUUUUACUACACUGAGUUUCUGGAAAAUGUGUCUGCCAUCUAUCAGGAUUUGCUGUCUGGUAAGAAUCCUAAGGCAGUGAUUGUACCAACUUCGUCGUCUUUGAACUGUCGACAGCGGCAGGCAUCAAGUGAAAGUGCUGCCACAGCCCAGGAAGGGGUCGAUGUACUGCAGUUCUGUGAAUGCCUUGAAACGCUCUGUGAAAGAUGCAAGUGGAACUACCCCCCAGUGGAUCAUAUCAAGGAAAUUUUUCUCAAUGUGCAGCGAGUCACUUUCUAUGGGUUUCUUAUGGCUCUUGCAAAGAGUGAUGAAAUUAACAAAGUUAUAGGUGCACUACCUAGCAAAGCAGAUUUGCUGAUAGAUGCCGAGAUGGACCGAGAAUUAGACAAAAGCAUUGCCAAGUUAUCUGCAGGAUCAGUCAUGGGCAGCCAUAGUGCUGGAAGCACUGCUGGUGGUGUUCCCAAGGAGCCAGCCAGGAUUACAUCACCUUAUAAAGUUCUGCGUCGCCGUCACCGGAGAGCAGAUGCAGAAAGUGAUGCUUCCACCGAAACUGAUUCAUCAGAGAACUGAAACCCUCCACUCAUGGUCAAAUACAGUGGACACACAUAUCAUGUUUUUGUUGCUGUCACCAUAUAGACAUAAAAUAGUUCACACUUCAUCUGCUAGAGUACCUGGACAUAACAAACUGUAUAUCAUCACAUCUGUUUCAAAAUGUACCGAAGAUUAUCUCAUAGGCAGUGGCUAUGAAAAGAAUGGGCAGAUGAACUGCUUUAUCAUUGUUAGCUGAUGGAAUAGUGCAGUGUACUUCAUAUCAGCAAAAAAACUUCCUGGUAUAUGAAUAAGUAGCUACGAAUGUCUCAUAAUAAUUCAGAAACCAGUUGGCUAUUGAAUAAAGGAUUAAUGGUUUUCUCCUGGUGAAUGAUAUGUCAGGUUUCACAACAAAACCUCCAUGUACUGAAGCUGUAAUGUUAUGCAAAGGGCCUAGACAAGGUUUGCUGCUGACGUGAAGGCAGAGUUGAAGUAUUAUAAAGAAUGUAAAGAGAGGCAACAUGUAAUGUGCAGACAAAUGGUGUGGUGAUAUUAAAAGUAUUACAGUUACAUUUAAAAAAUUAAGUCUUUGUGAAGAGGAUACAGAGAGCAGAAUAAUUUCACACUGUAUACAGCCAAGGGUUUUUGAAUACAAAAACUAUGAAAGUAAAUCCUGAAGCAAUGUAUAAAGUAUAAUAGAGAAUAAUGCACAAUUUAGUGUAUCUGUACUUUGUUAGAGUGGUAAGAAUUAGUUUUGUAGUACUGCUUAAAAUGUCAAGUCAGUCAAAGUUUAAUUUUCUUAAGGCUAGCAAUGCACUAGCAACCUGCAGUUUAAUGCUCAUGCAGUAAAUGUCAAACUAAGAAAUGUUUCUAAAAUGUUAUUAUAAAACAACUAGAAUUGAAUUGUGUUUAAAAAAAUACCACAGUUUAGAAUCUUGGGCAACAGUCUUCAGAAAGCUUUAUACUAGACAUAGCAACAUGUAUUGAUGUUCAUGGACAGAUGAUAAAAGCAGCGAGUUGAAUUGACAGUUCAUUAUAAACUGAAUCACAAGAAGCCAUCACUAGUAAAGUCUGUAAAUGUGUUAUGAUAAUCUGCAGGAAUUUAAUGUGAUUCACUAAUAACGAAGGAUGUUAAGUUGUCUAUCUCGCCUUCAUUCUUGCUGGAUGGGUUCGGAGCCGACCUCGGCUC